AGAGGUCAUCCCAUCAUUAGGUCCACCUCGUCGUCUUCGUCGUGCUUGGUCUCUCUCUCAAACUAGUUCUGGAUUGACAACGGCGUGUACAUCAGACGCUGUCAAGCCGACUAAAAAAUCUACUUACGACCAAACCCACAUCACCUCGUUCCCCACUCUUUACACGAGGCACGACGGAAAUAGACGAAAAAGAGAGGAAGAGCUAGGGAUCAUAAGAUUCUCUCGAGCUCUGACCUUCUCCCCCACAAAACUAUAGACGUGGAACGUAGUUGUUGACCGCCUUACUGGGUCACUGAUCUACCUACACAUAAUCGCCAGGACCGUUCUGGCCCCCUAAUACCGGAGAGCUAGUCAAACAAGGAGCCUCUUUCUCUCAUCAUGGCUUCGUUCUUCUCUUCCUCAUCCUCGCAACCCUCCACUCGACCCCUGGUGCUUCAGCACGCUACCACCCGUCUCUCGAUCCCCAUCCCUUCGUCUUCCGAAGCAUGGAUCGCGGCCGAGGUCAUUCGUGAAGAAUUUUACCACUCGAUCGAAGGCGAUGCCGACCUGGUCGAGAUUGUCACUCAGGAAUUCGACGACGAAGGCAAUCCCGUCCAAGCCGUCGCUACCACCGAACCUCAGGUCAAGCUGAUCAGCAAGUUUUUGGCCUUUGUCAACGACAAGGUCGUCAGUUCGGGCAAACCUAGCAAGACGGACGCCAGCCAGAUCCUCUUGUCCUCGUUCGAGGCUUUCAACAGGUCGUUCCUCGCCAACCAGGCCGUGCACUCGCUCGUCCAGGGUUACGAUGUCGACAUCCGCGCCAAGGUGCUCGCCGCCUACUACAAGGCGUUUUCGACCCUCCGAGCCGUUUACGGUGCGAACGAGGUCGAGCUGGUACAGACUAGCGCACUCUUCAAGGCUGCCGCUGAGGGUCAGGCUGAGCUCUACGCCUUGUUUGGAGGACAAGGUAUCAACGAGGUCUACUUUGACGAGCUUUACUCAUUGUACGACAUCUACAAGCCCUUCGUCGAGCCCUUCUUGGCUUCCGCCACCAAGUACCUCGAUGCUCUGGCCACCAAGUCUCAGGCGGCCGGACACGCCUACUACGCCCACGGCCUCGACGUCAUCUCGUGGUUGAACGGAUCGACCGCUCGACCCCCUGUCGAAUAUCUCGCAUCGAUCCCCGUCUCGAUGCCCUUGAUCGGUCUCACCCAGUUGGUGCAGUACCUGAUCAGCUGCAAGGUCUCGGACCUCACUCCUGGUGAGAUGAGGAGCAGGUUCAGGGGUGCUACCGGGCACUCGCAAGGUAUCGUCGCUGCCGUCGCGGUAGCUAGUUCGGACUCGUUCGACUCGUUCGACGUCAACGCCCUCAAGGCGCUCAGGCAGCUCUUCUACCUCGGUCUGCGAGGACAAGACUUUUUCCCCCUCCUCGCACUCGAGCCCAAGCUCGUCGAAGACGCUGAAGAGAACGGCGAGGGCGUCCCGACCAACAUGAUGAUCGUCAACGGGAUGCGUCUCACCGACCUCGAGAACCAGGUCGCCAAGACCAACAAGCAUCUCCCUGAAAACUCGCAAAUCUACGUAUCCCUGCACAAUGGACCUAGGAACUAUGUCGUUACCGGUCCUGCCAAGGCGCUUUACGGAUUCGGCUGUGCUCUUCGAUCGGUCAAGGCUCCCGCCGGGCUCGACCAGAGCAAGGUUCCCUUCAGCAAGCGAAAGAUGGUCUUUACCAACAGGUUCAUGCCCAUCAACGUCCCUUACCACAGCCCUUACUUGCAAGGCGCUACGCAAAAGUUGGUCGAGGAGGAUCUUCAGGGAGAAGAGUUGUGGCAGGCGAGCGAGAUCAAGCUCGGACUUUAUCACACCGAGUCUGGCGAGAACCUCCAGAACCUCUCGACUUCCAUCACCGCCUCGCUGUGCGACCAGAUCUUCACCGCGCCUAUCCACUGGCAAAAGGCGACCGACUUCCCUCAGACUGCUACCCAUGCGGUCGACUUUGGUCCAGGCCGACUCUCCGGAGCCGGUUCCAUCACCGCCCGAGCUUUGGAGGGUCGAGGUGUCCGGGUCAUCAUCAUUGGUGACAAGGGCAAGAACGGUGCCGAGAUCUACUCGACCGGUUCUGUCAAGACCGAAAAGAGGUGGUCGGACAAGUUUACGCCCAAGCUGGUCAAGACGACCGAUGGCAAGCUUCACAUCGACACGCCUUUCUCGAGAUUGCUCGGAAAGCCUCCUAUCAUGGUCGCUGGUAUGACCCCUUGUACCGUGCCCGCCGGCAUGGUCUCGGCCACCCUCAACGCCGGUUACCAUAUCGAGUUGGCCGGAGGUGCCCACUACAACCCCAAGGCGCUCCGUGCCAAGGUCGCCGAGAUUCAGAGCCAGAUCGAACCUGGUGUCGGAAUCACUUUGAACGCCUUGUACAUCAACCAGAGGCAAUUCACCUUCCAGUACCCUCUCUGGCAAGAGAUGAGGAGGGAAGGUCUUCCCAUCGAAGGUUUCUGUGUCGCUGCCGGUAUCCCUACAUCUGAGAAGGCUACCGAGAUCAUUAGCAACCUCAAGUCGGCGGGAAUCAAGCACAUUGCCUUCAAGCCCGGUUCGGUGGAAGGUAUUCGACAGGUCGUCAACAUCGCCGCAGCCAAUCCCGACUACCCCAUCAUCCUUCAAUGGACCGGUGGACGUGCCGGAGGUCAUCACAGCUGUGAGGACAUGCAUCAGCCCAUCCUCGCUACCUACAGCUCGAUCAGGCAGCACGCCAACAUCUCUUUGGUUGCCGGAUCCGGAUUCGGUGGUGCCGACGACGUCUGGCCUUACCUCUCGGGAGACUGGUCGGUCAAGAUGUUCAACACCCAGCCCAUGCCUUACGACGGAGCUCUCUUUGCUAGUCGAAUGAUGGUCGCCAAGGAAGCUCACACCAGUGCCUCGGUCAAGCAGUUGAUCGUUGAUGCCCCCGGUGUUGAUGAUGACAAGUGGGAGGGAACUUACGACAGGCCCACCGGUGGUAUCCUUACCGUUCGAUCCGAGUUGGGAGAACCCAUCCACAAGAUUGCCAACCGCGCCGUCAAGCUCUGGAGAGAAUUCGAUGACACCGUCUUCGCCUUGCCCAAGGAGAAGCGAGGUGCUUGGUUGGCCGGCAAGAAGGCCUAUGUUAUCGACAAGCUCAACAAGGACUUCAACAAGCCUUGGUUCGGCGAAAAGGCCGAUGGAACCGUCGUCGACGACCUCGCCAAGAUGACUUACGAGGAGAUCACUCGACGAAUGAUUCGUCUGAUGUACGUCGCCAAGCAGAGUCGAUGGAUUGACGUCUCUCUCCGAAACCUCACCGGAGACUGGCUCCGCCGAGUCGAAGAGAGGUUCGCCGGUGUCGAGGGCUCCAAGUCCAAGGAAUCCAUCAUCCAGUCGUUCUCGGACCUCGAAAAGCCGUUCGAGACCAUCGAGGCCUUCUUCAACGCCUACCCGCGCGCCAAGACCCAGCUCGUUGCGGCUGAAGACAAGGCGUACUUUAUGAACAUCUCGCAGAGGCCCGGACAGAAGCCCGUCCCCUUCAUCCCCAUCCUCGACAACAGCUUCGAGGUCUGGUUCAAGAAGGACUCGCUCUGGGCCGCCGAGGACAUUGACGCCGUCUUUGACCAAGACCCCCAGCGAGUUUGUAUCUUGCAAGGUCCGAUCGCUGUCAAGUACUCGACCAAGGUCGACGAACCCGUCAAGGAGAUUCUUGGCAACGUCGAGUCCAAGCUCAUCGAGUACUUGCUCGAGCGAUACUACGGAGGCAACGAGGCCGACGUCCCUGUCGUCGAGUACAUCGGAGCUGAGCCUUCCUCCGCUCCCGCCAACUUGCCAGGCGUCAACGCUGUCGAGAACGAUGGCGAGCGAACUUACACCGUCGGCUCCGCCUUGCCUUCGCUCUCCGCCUGGUUGCAGACCUUGGCUGGUCCCGAACCCAGCUGGUUGCGAGCCGCCUUGACCUGCGUCAACGUUAUCCAAGGGACUUCGUACAUUAGCAACCCCUUCAAGCGUCUCUUUGCGCCUCGUCAGCAGCAAAAGGUCGUCAUCGCUCAGUCGAACGGCAAGCCCUCAUCGGUUACCGUCUACGGUGCUGCUCGUUCGUUCGGUGCUCACCCUAGCGACUUCAAAGCUUUGGAGAUGGCUUUCGACGCUUCGACCAAGAGCAUCAAGCUGACCAUGUUCGAAGAGCGAUCUGGUUCUAGCUUGCCUUUGACCUUCAACUUCACCUACCGACCUGACCAAGGUUUCGCACCCAUCCACGAGGUUGUGGACGGCCGCAACCGAGCCAUCAAGGAGUUUUACUGGAAGCUCUGGUUCGGUGAUGACCAGGUCAUGCCCUCUCUAGAUCUUACCGCUAACCUCACCUGUGGAGAGACUGUUAUCGACGUCGAGACCGUCGAGAGGUUCUGCACUGUCGUUGGCAACGCUGGAGAGACUUUCAAGCAGCGACGAAGCGAGAAGGUGCAAGCUCCCAUGGACUUUGCCAUUGUCACCGGUUGGCAGUCGAUUAUGAAGGCCAUUUUCCCCGAUGCCAUCGAUGGCGAUCUCCUCAAGCUUGUUCAUCUUUCCAACGGAUUCCGCAUGGUCGAUGGUGCUACCCCCCUGACCGUCGGUGACAAGUGCAGUGCCGAAGCUCGAGUCGUCUCUGUCGUCAACAGCGACAGCGGCAAAACCGUCAAGGUCAAGGGACACGUCAUGCGAGAUGGAAAACCCGUCGUUGAGGUCUCUUCCGCCUUCUUGUACCGUGGCCGGUUCACCGACUACCAGAACACGUUUGAGAUCGUCGAUGAGGCCGACUACGAGGUCUCGCUCGACACUGACCUCAAGGUCGGCGUUCUCAAGGCCAAGGACUGGUUCCAGUGGGACGACGAUUCGGUACCUCUUGAAAAGGGCGUCACUCUCACUUUCAAGGUCAAGUCCGAAGUUCACUACCAGGACAAGACUACCUACCGAAAGGCCAUCGUGCAAGGGGCCGCUUACGUUCGUGAUCGGACCAAGGCGUUGGUACAGGUCGCUACUGUCGACUACGAAGGUGGUCGCUCUAUCGGAAACCCAGUUGUCGAAUACCUCAAGAGGCAGGGCCAACCCACCGGCCUUGCUGUUCCUCUCGAGACUGGCGGUUACGCCUUGAUCACCGACUUGGCUACAUCUACGUACACCACUCCUAAGACCAACGAGCCCUACUCGAAGAUCUCGGGCGACUACAACCCUAUCCAUAUCAACCCUUACUUCUCCGACUUUGCGGUGUUGCCCGGUACCAUCACUCACGGGAUGUGGUCGAGCGCUGCUACCCGAAGUUACGUUGAGACCGUUGCCGCUCAGAACCACCCCGAACGAGUCGUAUCGUACAAUGUCGGCUUCGUUGGCAUGGUGUUGCCUGGCGACGACCUCUCGGUCAAGCUGACCCACGUCGCGAUGAACAAUGGUCGCAAGGUCAUCAAGGUCGAGACGAUCAACCAACGUGGCGAAAAGGUCAUUGAAGGUCAGGCCGAGGUCGAGCAGCCGCCUACUGCCUACGUCUUUACUGGACAGGGAUCUCAAGAGGUCGGCAUGGGAAUGGAGCUGUACGCCAACUCCCCGACCGCUCGUGCCGUUUGGGAUGCCGCCGACGCCCACUUGGGAUCGGUCUACGGCUUCUCUAUCGUCGACAUCGUUAAGAACAACCCCAAGGAAUUGACGAUUCACUUUGGCGGAAUCAAGGGUCAAGCCAUUCGUCAACGAUACAUGGACUUGACGUACGACACUGUCGACGAGGACGGUCAGCUCAAGACUUUGCCCCUCUUCGGAGACAUCGACCUCUACACAACCAGCUACACCUUCUCGCACCCUCAAGGUCUGCUGUUUGCCACUCAAUACACCCAGAUCGCUCUCGUUGUGACCGAGAAGGCCGCUUUCGAUGACAUGAGGGCUAAGGGUUUGGUCGCUCAGGACGCUGCCUUUGCCGGUCACUCGCUCGGAGAAUACUCUGCUUUGGCCGCCAUCGCCGACGUGUUGCCAAUCUCGAGUUUGGCCGACGUCGUCUUCUUCCGAGGUAUCACCAUGCAACGCGCUGUGCAGCGAGAUGCUGAAGGGAAGAGUCAGUAUGCCAUGAUGGCCGUCAACCCGUCCAGGGUUUCGAAGACCUUCAACGAGGGUGCCUUGAGGGAGAUUGUCGAUGCCGUCAGCAAGCAGAAGAACUGUCUCGUCCAGAUUGUCAACCUGAACGUUGCCAACCAGCAAUACGUCUGUGCUGGAGAGCUGCGCGGUCUCAUGACCUUGACCAACGUGCUCAACUUGCUCAAGGUUCAGAAGAUCGAUCUCGUCAAAUUGGCCGAGAUGAUGACCCUCGAGGAAGUCCGCGAACAGCUCAAGGAGAUCAUCGACGGUUGUUGGGACAUGACCAUGGAAAAGGAGAAGGAAACCGGAUCUAUCGUUCUCGAGCGAGGAUUCGCUACCAUCCCGCUUCCCGGAAUCGACGUGCCCUUCCACUCCCGAUACCUAUGGCCCGGUGUCUUGUCGUUCCGCAACUACCUUUCCAAGAAAAUUGACGCCAACAGCCUCAACCCCGACCGACUCAUCGGCAAGUACAUCCCCAACUUGAUCGCCGAGCCCUUCGAAGUCAGCCGCGAGUACGCCCAAAAGAUCUAUGAUCAGACACAAUCGCCCCGCCUGAACAAGAUCUUCAAGGCUUGGGAGACUGACAACUGGGACUCGCAAGAGAACCGACAGCGUCUCGCUUACAAUAUUCUGGUCGAGCUGUUGGCUUACCAGUUCGCUUCUCCGGUGCGAUGGAUUGAAACUCAAGACCGACUCUUCAGCGAGUUCAAGUUUGAGAGGCUCGUCGAAGUCGGACCUUCUCCUACUCUGACCGGAAUGGCUUCGCGAACCCUCAAGGCAAAGUACGAAGCUCAGGACGUGUCUUCGACCGUUCGCAGGACCAUCCUGUGUCACGCCAAGAACACGAAGGAAGUCUACUACCUGUUCGAGGACGAGGUAGCUGAAGCCCCUACCACUGAGGCACCUGCAGCUGCUGCCGCUCCUGUUGCCGCUGCCGCGCCUGUGGCUGCUGCGCCCGUAGCGGCUCCUUCCGGUGUCGCUGCCGCUGAGGUCGCAGAUGCCCCUCUCAAGGCUGUUGAUUCUCUCAGAAUCAUCAUCGCCCAGAAGUUGAAGAAGAGCGUCGCCGAUAUUCCCCUCAGCAAGACUAUCAAGGAUCUCGUCGGUGGAAAAUCCACCCUGCAGAACGAAAUUCUCGGAGACUUGCAGACCGAGUUCGCUUCGGCCCCCGAGAAGGGUGAAGAGUUGCCUUUGGAUGAACUCGGUGCCGCCUUGAACGUCGGUUACUCUGGCUCCCUCGGAAAGCACACCAGCGGAUUGGUUUCCCGAAUGAUCGGAGGAAAGAUGCCAGGUGGUUUCAACAUCUCCACUGCUCGAGGUCACAUCAACAAGACUUGGGGACUCGGACCGCUGAGGACCGAUGCUGCUCUCUUGCACGGUAUCACCAUGGAACCGCCCAAACGUCUGGGGUCCGAACCUGAAGCUAAGGCUUGGCUCGACUCUGUCGUUGCCGCUUAUGCUCAGCAAGCCGGCGUUACCCUCUCUUCUGGAGGAGGUGGUGGCGGCGGUGGAGCUGCUAGCGGUGGAGCCGUGAUCAACAGCGAAGAAUUCACCAAGUUCCAAGCUGAACAGAACGAGUUCACCUCGCGUCAGAUUGACCUCCUUAUGCGUCACUUGAAGCGAGAUGUCCGGGCUGGCGAGAGGCUAUAUGACGAGGAGAAGGCCAACUCUGCUGCACUGCAAGAACGUUUGGACGCCAUCGCCCGUGAGCAUGGCGACAAGUACGUCAACGGAAUCCAACCCAUCUUUGAGCCGCUCAAGGCUCGUCACUUCGAUUCGUCUUGGAACUGGGUGCGACAGGAUGCGUUGAUCAUGUGGUACGAUAUCAUCUUCGGCCGACUUACCGCGGUCGACCGUGAAAUCACCAGCAAGAGUAUCGCCAUCAUGAACCGAGCCGAUCCUACUCUGCUUGACUACAUGCAGUACCAUAUCGACCACUGUGACGAAUCGAAGGGAGAGACCUAUCGAUUGGCAAAGGAGCUCGGUCAACAGCUGUUGGACAACUGUCGAGAGGCGCUCAAAGAGAACCCUCUCUACAAGGAUGUUACUUUCCCUACCGCACCUUCCACCACCAUCUCUGCCAAGGGAGACAUCAUCUACGCUGAAGUCGUUAGGGAGAACGUUCGCAAGCUCGAGCAAUACGUGCAUGAAAUGGCUGCUGGUGGAAAGAUCACCAGUGCUCUGAACUUGGACAAGGUACAGGCCGACGUAGCCAAGCUUUGGCGCCUCGUCAACAGCCAGCCUGCCAUCUCGAAGAGUCAGAAGUCGGCCAUCCGAUCGCUGUAUGGGGAAGUCCUUCAAUCGCUCGGUCGAUCGGCAGAACCUCGCGGACCGUCCGGCGUCAGGAGUCGUCGAUCGUCAUCGCAGUUCUUGCGACCCAACGUUGCUGAACCCAGCGUCGUUCAGGCGGCCAAGUUGCCCUUCCUUCAUCUCAAGCGCAAGGUCGGAUCCAGCUGGUCUUACAGCCAGAAGUUGACCAACAUCUACCUGGACGUCUUGACUGAGAUUGCUACUUCCGGUACCUCCUUCGCCAAGAAGGCUGCUCUUAUGACCGGCGUCGGCAAGGGUAGUAUCGGAUGCGAGAUCGUCAAGGGUCUCUUGGCCGGAGGUGCCACUUGUGUCAUCACUACCUCGCGAUACAGCAGGGCUGCGGUAGACUACUACAAGACCAUCUUCCACCAAUUCGGAUCGAGGGGUUCCAAGCUCAUCGUCGUGCCUUACAACGGUGGUUCCAAACAGGAUACCGAGGCUUUGAUCGAGUACAUCUACUCGACCUUGGGCUUGGAUUUGGAUUACAUCAUUCCUUUCGCGGCUCUUCCCGAGAACGGUCGGGAAAUCGACAACAUCGACGAUGUGUCUGAACUCGCGCAUCGACUCAUGUUGACCAACUUGCUGCGUUUGAUGGGAGCGGUCAAGAGCAAGAAGGCUAGCAGGAACAUCGUCACCCGGCCCACACAGGUCGUCUUGCCCCUUUCACCCAACCACGGUCUCUUCGGAAACGACGGUCUCUACUCGGAAUCCAAGAUUGCCCUCGAAACCUUGUUCAACAGGUGGUCGUCCGAAAGCUGGGGUGAAUACCUCUGUAUCGCUGGAGCUGUUAUCGGUUGGACUCGAGGUACCGGUUUGAUGAGCGCUACCAACUUCGUUGCUGAAGGCAUCGAGAAGCUCGGUGUUAGGACCUUUUCGGCCAAGGAGAUGGCCUUUAACAUUCUCGGUCUCAUGCACCCUCUUCUGUUCAACAUCACCCAGAUCGAGCCCAUCUGGGCCGACUUGAACGGAGGUAUGGACAGGCUAUCUGAUCUGGCUGAGGUUACCACCAAGAUCCGUACCGACCUCAACGCCCAGGCUGGUCUCCGACGAGCCAUCACGAUGGAGAACUCACAAGACUUCAAGGUCAUCAAUGGUGUCGAUGCUGAGCGUCUGCAUCAGAAGAUCUCUAUUGCUCCUCGAGCCAACUUCCAAUUCGACUUCCCUUCAUUGGAUAAGUCGGACAACUUGGAGCAGCUUUCACACUUGCAGGGUCUCAUCGACCUGGAGAAGGUUGUCGUCGUCACCGGUUUCGCUGAAGUCGGACCUUGGGGAAGCUCGCGAACCCGAUGGGAGAUGGAGGCCAAGGGAGAGUUUACGAUCGAAGGUUGCAUCGAGAUGGCCUGGAUGAUGGGUUUCAUCAAGCACUUUGACGGUCGUCUUAAGGACGGCAAGACAUGGGUUGGCUGGGUUGACGCCAAGUCCGGCGAUCCUGUCGACGACAAGGACAUCCAAGCCAAGUACGAGAAGGAGAUUCUCGCUCACACUGGUAUCAGGAUCAUCGAGCCCGACCUCUUCUUCGGAUACAACCCCGAGAAGAAGGUCUUCUACCAGGAAGUCGAGUUGACUCACGAUCUGGAGGCUCUCGAAAUCUCGAAAGAGGAUGCCGAGCGAUUCAAGCGAGAGCAGGGGGAAAAGUGCGACACCUGGGCUCAGGCUUCGGGAGAAUGGUUCGUGAAAUUCAAGCGAGGUGCUCGGGUCAUGAUCCCCAAGGCGAUCCGAUUCGACCGAGUCGUCGCCGGACAGAUCCCGACCGGAUGGAACGCCGCACGAUAUGGUAUCCCCGACGACAUUAUCGCUCAGACCGAUCGAACAGCUCUCUGGGCAUUGAUUUGCACUAUGGAAGCUUUGAUCAUGUCGGGAGUGACCGACCCUUACGAGCUGUAUAAGCACAUCCACCCGUCGGAGGUCGGUACAAGUUUGGGAAGUGGUAUGGGAGGUAUGCGAAGUUUGAGCGCCAUGUUCAAGGAUCGCCGCGAGGAGAAGGACGUGCAAAAGGAUAUCUUGCAGGAAACCUUCAUCAAUACCGUUGCCGGUUGGGUCAACUUGCUGUUGCUGUCGAGCAGCGGACCGGUCAAGAUCCCUGUCGGAGCUUGUGCUACCGCUUUGCAGUCAGUCGAGAUUGCCUGCGACACCAUUCUUUCUGGAAAGGCCAAGGUCAUGAUCGCCGGAGGAUUCGACGACUUUAGCGAAGAAGGAUCGUUCGAAUUCGCCAACAUGAAGGCAACUGCCAACUCCGAGACCGAGUUCGCCAUGGGCCGAGAGCCCAACGAGUUCUCGCGUCCUAUGACCACGACUCGAUCCGGAUUCAUGGAGUCUCAGGGUUGUGGUGUUCACGUUCUCAUGAAUGCCAAAACCGCCAUCGAGAUGGGUGCUACCAUUCAAGGUAUCGUUGCUUACGUUUCCACCCACACCGACAAGGCUGGAAGGUCGAUUCCUGCACCCGGUCGAGGUGUUCUCAGUACCGCUCGAGAAAUCGUCACCAAGGAGCCCUUGCCUCUGCUGGACAUCAAGUACCGAGCCCGACAGCUGGCGUUCCGACGCAAGCAGAUCUCCCAAUGGUUCGAGAAUGAGCACGAAGUCCUCCGUGAGGAGAUCGAGUACAGGAAGCAGAGCGGUCUUGCGACCGAUGACUCUUUCAUGCAGACUCGGUUAUCCUUCAUCGAGGAUGAGGCCAAGAGGCAGGAGCAUGAUGCCAUGGCCACUUUCGGUAUGCUGGAAGGCAAGGACUCGCGCGUUGCUCCGCUCCGCCGAGCUUUGGCCGUCUGGGGUCUCAAGGCCGACGAUAUUGGUGUCGUCAGUUGUCACGGAACAUCGACCAAGGCCAACGACAAGAACGAGAGCGGGGUGUACAACCUCCAGUUCGAACAACUCGGCCGCACUCCUGGUAACGCUGUUCCGGUUAUCUCUCAGAAGUACCUGACGGGACAUCCUAAGGGAGGAGCUGCAGCUUGGCAGUUCAACGGCAUGAUGCAAGUCUUGCAAAGCGCUCUCAUUCCGGGUAACGCCAACGCCGACAACAUUGCCGAAGAACUCCGCGCCUUCCCCCACUUGUUCUACCCAUCCAAGCCUAUCCAACACGUCCAGCUCGAGGUUGGUCUCAUCACCAGUUUCGGUUUCGGACAGGUCGGAGGUCAGAUUGCGGUGGUCCACCCGCGAUACCUCUUCGCUUCAUUGCGGCCUGACCAGUACAACGCCUACGUUGCCGCUCGUGGUGAUCGACAGUUGGAGGCCUACUCUCGAAUGUCUUCUGCCAUGACCCACAACAACCUGGUCCAGAUCAAGGAGGGACCACCUUAUACCCCCGAGCUCGAAGCCAAGGUGUUGCUCAACCCCUUGGCUCGUGCAUCCGCCAGCAAGGACUCUUAUGCCUUUGGGCCGAAGAUGCCUCAAGGUCCGGCUUUGGCCCUUGGCAACCUGGACGUGAUGGGCGACGUGCUCAACCAAGCAUCGGGUGUUCACGGUGUCGGCGUCGAUACCGAGUUGAUCUCCAGCGUUCCUACGUCGGAGACGUUCAGGCAGCGAAACUUCACCGAAGCCGAGAUUGCAUACUGUAACGGCGCUCCUGACUCGGACGCUUCGUUCGCGGGUCGAUGGGCUGCUAAGGAGGCAGUGUUCAAGGCUUUGGGUGUGCCCAGCAAGGGUGCGGGUGCGAGCAUGAAGGACAUCGAGAUCCAGAACACCGAUUCCGGCCCAACCGUAAACUUUACCGGCGACGCUCAGAGCGCUGCUGCCGGCAAGACGGUGAAAGUCUCCAUCUCGCACUCUGACUCUACUGUCGUUGCCUUCGCGGUCACUCAGUAAUCGACCGAUCUCAUGACGACAUAAUCAUACAGACAUCUCUUCUGUUCUCUCUUCGCAUAUGACGAUCAACUUUUGGGCUAUGGUAUUUCCUUGACUUGAUGUAGUAUUACGAUUUCACGCUAGACGAGCCUCACGAAAGGCCUUUAUAUAUCACGAUGCGAACAAUGCAUAGAUUGAUUUCCACCGAAGAUUGGGCGGC
This is a messenger RNA of Filobasidium floriforme, 12382 nucleotides long. RefSeq lists its product as uncharacterized. Gene Ontology annotation, biological process: long-chain fatty acid biosynthetic process. Gene Ontology annotation, molecular function: magnesium ion binding; enoyl-[acyl-carrier-protein] reductase (NADH) activity; 3-oxoacyl-[acyl-carrier-protein] synthase activity. Gene Ontology annotation, cellular component: fatty acid synthase complex. Lineage: Eukaryota; Fungi; Basidiomycota; Tremellomycetes; Filobasidiales; Filobasidiaceae. The transcript has 15 exons. The coding region runs from base 379 to 12183 and encodes 3934 amino acids. The record is from RefSeq and is a predicted model, not a curated record.